This is a messenger RNA of Pseudomyrmex gracilis, 2112 nucleotides long. RefSeq names its product phosphatidylserine synthase 1 (gene l(3)77CDf). NCBI's taxonomy places the organism in Eukaryota, Metazoa, Arthropoda, Insecta, Hymenoptera, Formicidae. The record is from RefSeq and is a predicted model, not a curated record. Gene Ontology annotation, molecular function: L-serine-phosphatidylethanolamine phosphatidyltransferase activity. The transcript has 6 exons. Bases 327 to 1727 code for a protein of 466 amino acids. Gene Ontology annotation, biological process: phosphatidylserine biosynthetic process.
GAAAGUGCUAUAUAGUGAUAAUAACCAUGAUUUUCAUAAAUAUACAUACCACAUGUAUAUACCGGCUGUAUAUAUCGUUGUGGGUUUGUUCUCUGGCGUGUGAAAGGAAACAAUAAUAAAAAAAAAACACGAAUCAUCAGUCACAUAGUGAGUGCAGUCACGCGCGAGCAUGCGCGAUUAUCGGUGAAUCUGGGUGCAUGUCGUGGCGCGUCUUCCCGACCGACAGCACGUUGUGUGUUGCGGGACGAGUGCGCUGAUCGUUGUGCCUGAUGGUGGUCGCGCGAAAUUGAAGCGGGCGUAAGUAAAUUUAAUAAUCAAUUAUAAGGAUGACGAUAGCAAAGCAGAAGACUGACAACGCGGUGACCACCGAUGGCAACCUGGCCAACACCGUGGCCGUCGAUCACGAAACCAACAGGCUGUGCGCUGGCACGGACAGUUUUUCAAGCAUUAACGAGAGACCGGUCGACGACAUCUCUCUCGAAUUCUUUUACAAACCUCACACGAUCACUCUGCUGCUGAUUUCCAUCGGCGCGGUCAUAUAUUCAGCUUUCACCAGAAACACCACCAAUGUUGAAGACAACUUGUGGGCAGGCAUGCUCUGUGUCAUUUUUUUCUUCCUCAUUAUAUCCGUCUUGACAUUUCCCAAUGGCCCAUUUACCAGGCCACAUCCGGUAGUAUGGCGAAUAGUGUUUGGCUGCAGUGUGCUCUAUUUGAUGGGCCUGCUGUUUUUCUUGUUCCAAAACUACGAAACGGUCAAAAAAAUCCUGAUCUGGGUGGAUCCGGGAUUAGCGUCUUUUCACAUCGACAUGGACAAGGAGUACGGCGUCAACUGUUCCGAUGUCACGAUAGAAAAGAUCUGGAACCACUUGGAUGUGUUCGCGCUUGCUCAUUUUCUGGGCUGGGCCUUCAAAGCCAUUCUGAUUCGCCAUUUCGGCAUUCUCUGGGCUAUUAGUGUUAUGUGGGAGGUGACGGAGAUAGCCUUUGCUCAUUUGUUACCAAACUUUGUCGAGUGCUGGUGGGACGCGCUGAUUCUGGAUGUCUUGGUGUGUAACGGAUUGGGUAUCUGGGUUGGCCUGAAGAUCUGUUCCAUAUUGGAAAUGAGAGAAUACAAAUGGGUCAGUAUCCGUGAUAUUGAGAGCACCACUGGGAAACUAAAGAGAGCAGUGUUGCAAUUCACUCCCGGCAGUUGGACAUCCGUUAGAUGGUUAGAUCCAACUUGUACACACAUGCGACUGGUUGCUCUAUGUCAGUUAGUGAUAUUCUGGCAAGUUUCCGAACUGAAUACCUUCUUUUUGAAGCAUGUUUACGAGUUUCCACCGUCUCAUCCUUUUGUUGUGGCGAGACUAGUGCUGGUAGGCGUUAUAGUGGCGCCGUCAGUUAGGCAAUAUUACAUGUAUGUGACUGACCCUACAUGUAGUCGAGUAGGAACGCAAUGCUGGGUUUAUGGAGCAAUCAUGGUAACCGAGGCUUUGCUUUGCAUACGCCACGGUGCGGCGUUAUUCGAGCGUACACAAGCGCUCAACAUCCUUCUUUGGCUCCUCUGCCAGUCUCUAGUCUCCGUUCUCUGUGUCUACGGCUGUGUUUUAUGGCAUCAGUAUUUUGAGACGGGAAAGAAAACGUCUAUAAGACGGUCUGUUUUGUAUCCGAGCAAAUUUGACGUGGAUUCCAGCGGGGAUAUGGUUAACCUUGCGAAAUCAGUGGAAGAGCUGGACAAAAAGAAGCUGUGAGAGAAAAACUCAAGAGUGCCGCGCAAAACGGUAAACUGUGAACACUAAAUAAAAAAAAUAAAAAAACAAACUCUAGUCGAAGUCGCGUGUGGGGCAAUGUGUGGGUGAGAAUUCAUUAUUUACGGACGUGACAUGGUGUAUAUCCGGAGCUGUUGUUACUUUGUUCCUCAGAAUAAAAGGAGAAUGUUGUUGCUGCAAGUUUUCCACGUGAAUCGCCGACGUUCCGAUUCGAUGUGAGCCUCGCCUAAAAAAAACUGCUUGUCGAAUUUGUAUUCAGUGACAAUUGUAUGUAUACAUUUGUUCAUUGUUUUUCUCUCUAAAUGUUAGUCGUAACAUGGAUAUCUUACUGUGCUUGCGAUAUAUGUCCAUCGAAAAGCAUCAGGGC